Molecule: messenger RNA, 3591 nt
Organism: Bathycoccus prasinos
Lineage: Eukaryota; Viridiplantae; Chlorophyta; Mamiellophyceae; Mamiellales; Bathycoccaceae
Exons: 1
Coding region: 1-3591 (1196 amino acids)
Biological process (GO): peptidyl-arginine methylation
Molecular function (GO): protein-arginine omega-N monomethyltransferase activity; protein binding
Source: RefSeq, a predicted model, not a curated record
AUGGGUGGAGGAGAAGAGUUCUUCGUGUCUUCUUUGUCUUCUUCUUCCUCGAAAAAAGACGGAGACGAUGCGUUUGCGUUUCCAGAGCGAGAUUCGGACGAGGAAAAUUUGGACGAGGAAAAAGAAGAAGGCGAGAAGACGCGCGUGAUGAAGACGAGAGUUUCAAAGGAAGAAGAAGACAAAGAAGAUGAAAAGAGUGAAGAGGACGAUUCAGAGGACGAUUCUUCGGUUUCAGAGGAGGAAUUGGAAGAGUACGAGAAGUUGGACGACACCUUGAACACCGAUUCAAAAGGUGCUGGUGGUCAAAGUGGUGAUUUUGUGAGAUCAUCAUCUUCAUCCGAUGGACCGAACGAAGAACACGACAAAGAGUACUACCCAAACGCCGGUCCGAAAACAAAAGACGAACACGAACGUCAAACAAAACUCCGCUUGAUGAUUAUUCGCCAACGCGAUAAGGAGUUUAAACUUGAUCAAAAGUUUAAAUCGAAAUCCAUCGUCAAAUUGAACAACGAAGCGGUGGAAGCGUUGAAAAAAGGCGACGACAUCGAAGCGAUUGCAAAGUACGCGAAAGUGUUUCGAAAAGCGCACGAGAAUAACUUAACGCACGAGUUAAUGCACGUGUGUCACUCAAAUCGUGCGGUGGCGUAUUUGAACUUGGGUUUGUUCGAAGAGGCGUUGUGGGACGCGAAUAAAUCGCAAGAUUUAGCGAACGAGAGAUACUAUCGAACGCAAUCCGCCGGCGGUCAAGUCUUGAACGUGUUCGUCAAAGGGUACGCGAGAAAAGGGUUCGCGUUGAUGGGUUUGCGCAUGCACCGAUUAGCAAAAUCAGUCUUCGAAACCGGGCUGGAAUUUUCCCCUAAAGACGAGGAGUUGAAAAGAGGUUUGGAAGAAGCCGUCGUCGCCGUCUUGGCGGAUUUGCACAACGGGAAAGGUUUCGUCAAAAAUCGAGAGACGUUCCAGUGCUUACCAGCGCCAGAAAAGAAACAUCAACAAGAACGACUGACGAAUUUACCGUACGCGAGUCCGUUACACAGAGUGCAUCCGAAAGAUAUGCUCCCGACGCAGCUUUUAACGCCGUUCCAAGCGGAAAAUGAUUACCAUUUGAAAGAUACGUAUAAUUACAUGACGGUUCAAGCCGAUAUCGCGAUACCGAAGAGACAUUUCAAAUACUUGGAAGAUACGGUGAGACGCAAAAAAUAUACUAAAGCCAUCGAGAUUGCGAUCAAAAAACUCCAAAAGGAAAAUAAAGACGUUCGAGCGUUACAUCUCGGAUGUGGUGCCGGGUUGAUGACCAUGCACUUACUCGACAAAGGCGCGCACCACGUCACCGCGUGCGAGAGAUGGUUGUACCAAGCCAUGGCGUGUAAAGAAAACUUGUUGAACAACGGAUUCUGCGACGAUCAAGUGAAAGUGAUUUAUAAAAGGCCCACGGAUUUAUCUUUACUCGCGGACGUUCCGGUGUAUUGCAACUUGUUUUUGAACGAUAUCAUCGACGACGGAUUACUCUCCUCCGGUUUAAUCCCGUCCACGAAGCACUGUUUGCAAAAUUUACUCUUGCCGGACUGUAUCGUCUUACCGUCGUCCGCGACCGUGUUCGCGCAAGCGAUUGAGAUUAAAUCGAGAAAUAUUUGCGGGUUAGACGUUUCCGCGAUGGAUUUAUACCGUUCGCACCCGACGUACUCCGCCGGUGUCCCGAUUGAUCCGGACUCUUACAGAGCGCUUUCGAAACCGAAGGAAAUUUGGCACUUUGAUCUCGGAAAUCCGCCCGAGGCGAGCGAUCAAAAGUUUGUCGAUUUCGAGUUUACGAAAGACGGGACGUUUAACGCCGUUUUGUUCUGGUACGAACUACACUUGAUCGAGGACGUGAAAAUAUCGACCAGAGGCGUUACGAAUGAGGAGGAGUUUGGCGACGCCGAUGAUGAUGAUGAUGAGAACAUCGUCGUAUCGAGUUUAACGCCUUCACUUUUCUACCUCGACGGCGAGAUCAAAUCGUACGCGAACCACGUCGUUCCGAUCAAAUGUUCGCACAACACGGUCGCCAUGCAAUUUACCGUCGAAGACGCGGAUUACAUGCACAUGAUGAAGAAAGAUGCGAGUUUUCCAAAGUAUCAGUUUUCGAUUUUAGCGGACGAAAGGCGAGCCAAGGCGUACGACGCGGCGAUUCAACGACAGAUAAAAUUCUUAAAAAAUCGCGAAGGAUACGCGAACGUUCUCGAUAUCGGUUCCGGAUCUGGUUUAUUAACGAUGAUGGCUGCUCGUGCAAACGCGGACACGGUGAUCUCCUGCGAAAUGCUUCCAUCCCUCGCCACGUGCACUCGCCGAAACGUGGCCCAAAACAACCUCUCGCGAAACGUCAACGUGAUUUGCAAAGACGCCGCUUUACUCGAACGCGGCAUUCACGGUCCACACGAAGGGUGCAACAUGAUCGUCGUCGACUUGUUCGAUUGCGGCUUAACCGGCGAACACGUGUUGUACAUGAUCGAAGAAGCGCGACGUAAAGUCGCGAACGUCGGAUCCGUCGUCGUGCCUGCCGCGGCGACGAUAUACGCCAUGGGCGUCGAGGUAUACACGACUGAAAUCGACGGGUUCGACAUGUCCGCGCAAAACAAAUACCGCUGGGAUUCGAAAUACGAACCGGUUGAAAUGGAAAACGUGAAACACCGAAGAUUGACGAAACCGAAAAAAGUGUUCGAAUUCUUCUUCGAUAACUCGAUGAAACAGAAAGGUCGCGAAACCGUGAUCAAGUUAGAAACCGUCGCCAGCGGCUACUUGAACGCCGUCGUCUUUUGGUUCGAUUUGCACAUGGACGAAGAAGAAACGAUCACGACUGCACCAAAAGGAAUUGGAAAAGGUGGAAGAGUCCAAGACGAGGCAAAGUUAAUGCGAGAUUUAGACGGGAAGAAGACGAAGAAAGUGAUGGAGGAGAGUUUACGAAGAGUACGCGAGAAGCUCGCGAGAAAUCCAAGGGCGAAGGAGUACGAAGGAGUUUCUUCUUCAAUCGCCGACGCCGACGCCGACGUCGAUGGAGCUCAUAAUAAAGUAAAGGAGAAAAACACAGAAGAAAUUGGUGGUGCACUCGCGACACAAACAUCCUACACCACCGACGACGACAGCGACAGCGACGACGACGACGACGGAGGAAAUAACCACUACUGGGGCCAAGCGAUGCAAUACCUCGAACGCGCCGUACAAAUAAAAGGCGGUAAAAAAAUAGCCGUUUUGGCGAAACGAGAAGCCGAUGUGAUACGUUUCUCUUUAAAAGAAGGCGUCGGCUCGUGGGUCGGAAAACCACCGUGGAAAAUCGAAUGGGGCGGCGGCGCCUCGGUCGAAUCCCCACACUUCCAAAGAGUGCAUUACUGUCAACUCCUCGUGAACGACUUUUUAAUGCGCUUGCGUUCGAAGCGGUUCGCGCCGAUUGAGAAAGACAUGCGGAUGAUUUUAGCGCACUGCGGGAGUUUGUUUUUGGACCCAGAAGCGUUGACGGACGUGUAUCACAGACUCGUCGCGUUGGAGUUGUUGCACGGCGCGCCGGAGUUUUCACCCGGAGCGAGCAUGGAGGCGUUGACGAAGCCGACGUUUCGUUUGCACUAA